AUGGACCAAAUAGGUUACUUUGCUGUGACGAUCUAUUUGUGGUUAAUAGAUUUUUGUUAAUGGCAGCAAAAUAACUAAUAAUGGUAAAUUGCUCAACUAUUAACAGCAGCAAAAACUAUCCACUAAAGAUCGUUUUGCUGCUACAAAUAGUUAGUUUCUUGCGGUUAAUAAAAAAAUCGGUUAAUCUAUUUGCUGUAAGCAAGCUUCGAUUUGGGACAAAUAAAUCGUAUUACUACGAUGUGGAUGUUAGUGAUAAGUUAGGUGUUCAUUUACUGCAACUUAGCUCCUUUUAGCUACAAAUAAAAAAGGUUGCUGCUACAAAUAAAUGAGUAAACUUAUUUGCUUUAUUAUCAUUUUAAGAGUGCGUGCUUUCUCAGUGUAUGCAGGUAGUUCGUGGGUGUAACAUAUACAAUACCUACAGCUGUGAGUUCGUGUGAAUUACGUACCUACUUGUUUUGUUACAAUUAGCUUACCGUAAUAUAAAUGGAUUAUAAGAAACUAUUGGAAGCGUGGGGUAUGAGUAAUUACAUAGAAGCCUUCGAAGAUGAUGGAAUUGACGAUGAGAGCUUUCCGAUAUUGGAUUCCGAGACGAUAGCGAAACUUUUCCCUAAAAGUGGACCACGAUUGAUAUUUAAAAAGAAAUACAAUGAAAUGUUUCCCACUCCUGCUACUUCAAAGAGUUUUGAAGUAGAAUCAAGUGAUCUCUAUAACUGCAGUACUCCAGCAUCAGUGUCAACUUAUACCACAAAUGAGUCUAUUAUAACUGAUCUAGAUGUCAGUUUCGUUCCAGAUCAAGAACUAUUAGAUGUAAUAGAAAAUAUUGGUAAUAAAGUCUCUGAAAAACGAAAGAUUGACGAUCCCUUGGAUAAUACCCCUUCCUGCAGUAAGAAGCAGCAAACUGGACUUGGAGAUAUAGAUAGUGUUUUCCCGGAGGGUUUGGAACGGGUACUACAAAAGUAUACAGACGGGAAACUUGUCUUAUUAAACCGAAACAAAUUAACUAAUGAUUUACGACAGAAAUUGGUAAAAGUGGCUGUACCUAAAUGA
Messenger RNA from Photinus pyralis (common eastern firefly), 1047 nucleotides. RefSeq lists its product as uncharacterized. Lineage: Eukaryota; Metazoa; Arthropoda; Insecta; Coleoptera; Lampyridae. The record is from RefSeq and is a predicted model, not a curated record. Bases 484 to 1047 code for a protein of 187 amino acids. The transcript has 4 exons.